Molecule: messenger RNA, 1717 nt
Organism: Arabidopsis lyrata subsp. lyrata
Lineage: Eukaryota; Viridiplantae; Streptophyta; Magnoliopsida; Brassicales; Brassicaceae
Product: DNA polymerase delta subunit 3
Exons: 8
Coding region: 71-1585 (504 amino acids)
Biological process (GO): DNA replication; DNA synthesis involved in UV-damage excision repair; nucleotide-excision repair, DNA gap filling
Cellular component (GO): nucleus; delta DNA polymerase complex
Molecular function (GO): DNA-directed DNA polymerase activity
Source: RefSeq, a predicted model, not a curated record
CGCGAGAACUGGCGGGAAGUUCAGACAUCGUCUCGAAGAAAAACCUCCCAAAUUUGAGAAAUCGGAAAAGAUGACUCACACCGAAACCCUAAAUAUUCUCGAUGAAAUCGAAUCGCUUGUCUCCGAUCAGCUUCAAGUGGUAUCUUACAAAUGGUUGAGUCGAAAUUUCUCGCUUUCAUCAAAUACUGCCAAGAGGUUGCUCAAGGAUUUUGUAGAGAAACAAGGGAAGGGUUUGGAAGUUGUAUAUAUUGUGUCUGGGUUGCUAAAGAACGGACCUUCGAAUUACCACGCAAGGCUUGCUUCUAGCACCGAACUUCCAGAAGUGGAGAAAGAGUUCAAUGGAAAAUAUUCAGUACAUAUCUACAGUGUUCAAGCUAGUAUUCCAAUGGAUCCAGCAGCCAUAUGGAACACUGAGUUUGUGCAAGCAGAAGAACUCUUCAGGCAGCAUUCAGCCAUUGAUAAUUGCUUGAAAGGCAACAGGUUUUGUGGCGUCUCCAAUUCUUGUGUAAAGCGCAAUAUAGAGGGAACCACUGGAAAUGUUACGGCCCCGCGAACUGAAAUUGUGAGAACUACAGGACGAUCUAAUAGUAGUUUAAAUUUUCAAAAGAGUACAUUGCCGUCAAACCAGGAAAAGAAUUUUCAGCACUCAAGCCAUAAUGUUGUCCAUCAGGCUAAGAGUGAAACUACUGCUGCUCCAGCUAAAAAUCAGUCUGCGAAAUCCUCUUUGGAUAAAGAAAAAGCUUUUCCUGUGCCCGCUAAUAAAAAGAAUGGACAGGGCGAAAAGAAGGUGACUGGAACUGGUGGUUUGUUGAAAAAUAUGUGGGGCCGUGUGCCUAUGAAAACAGAAGAUGAUACUCCAACAGUAGAGGUCAAAAAUUAUAUUACUGAUCAUUCGGAAGCCGAAAAACCUUCUCAUGAUACCGACAAUAAGGGAGGCAGCGAUGAUGAGACUCGAGAUGUCAAUUUCAUGAGAGCGCCUAAAAAUGAUAACAGAAAAAGGAAGGUGAUAUUUGAUUUUUCAGAUGACGAGUAUGAAGAUGUAAUCAGCUUAGCAUCUCCUAGUAGUCCAAAGGUUAAUUCACGUCCAGAUGUGGAACUCAGUUCCGAAGAUUCAGGUCCAGAGAAGCCUGAUGCAGAUCGAGAGAUAAAAUCUGAGGAACCAGAGGUCAGCAAAGAAGACAGGCAAAAAACUGCUUGUACUACUUUGUCAAUGGAGAAGAUCCAGGCCAUUGGUUCUGAAGCUAAAGUGAAUCCCUCAAAGGGAAGAACUACUGAAGUUCCUAGUUCACCGAAAAGGAAAAAGGUGUUGAAGUCACGGAUUGAUGAUCGUGGGAGAGAAGUAACUGAGGUAGUGUGGGAGGAGACAGAAACGCUUCCAAAGAAGAAAGAGGACACUGAUACAAGUAAGAAGUUAAAUGAUGGCAAAAGCGCAAAUGCUGUUAACAGGGCGGUUGUGCAGAAGAAGAGCCCAGCCAUGGGAAACACAGCAGCCACAAACGCAGGAGGAAAAGCAGGAAGCAAGAAAGGCGGAAACGCCAAAGAUCCAAAGCAAGGGAAUAUAAUGUCCUUCUUCAAGAAAGUUUAAAAAGGCUUUUUGUAUUUAUUGUUUGCUAUGUUUGAUUGAGGAUAUAUAUCAAAAUCAGAACAUAGAUUCAUCUGACUGUAUGUUUUGAUCCAUUGUUUCUAAAAAAACACUUUUGAGCCGUUUCUUGUUAAA